Tarenaya hassleriana is the source of this 2421-nucleotide messenger RNA. RefSeq names its product neurofilament heavy polypeptide-like. The record is from RefSeq and is a predicted model, not a curated record. The transcript is spliced from 6 exons. Gene Ontology annotation, biological process: cellular response to oxidative stress; cell redox homeostasis. Gene Ontology annotation, cellular component: cytoplasm; chloroplast thylakoid membrane. The coding region runs from base 61 to 2421 and encodes 786 amino acids. Gene Ontology annotation, molecular function: thioredoxin peroxidase activity. NCBI's taxonomy places the organism in Eukaryota, Viridiplantae, Streptophyta, Magnoliopsida, Brassicales, Cleomaceae.
GCUCACACAAUGAGUUCACCGACCAGAGAUUCUAUGAAGCAGUGAACCCACAAAAGAAAAAUGGCAGUUGCAGCUUCUGUCAUUUUCUCUAACCCGACAUCGGUUCUGUCUUUGCCUCAGACAUCAUCUCCCAAAGUCCGUUUCUCGUUGUCUCAUUUCUCAGCUCCCGCCAAACCACUUCAGUCCGAGUUCCAUGGCGUCAGACUCUCCCAAUCUUCCUCUCUCCCGCUUCCUACUCGUUCUUCUCCUCACCCUCUUCCUCCGAGAACUCGUAUCAUUGCCAAGGUGAGGAAGGGAAAGGUUGCACCAAACUUCAAGCUGAAGGAUCAGUUUGGGAAAGAGAUCGAACUCAAGAGUUUCAGAGGGAAGCCUUGUGUCGUCUAUUUCUAUCCCGGCAAUGGCAAACCUGGCUGCAAGAAGCAGGCUUCUGCUUUCAAGAAAACGCAUAAGAAGUUCGAGAAAGCGGGCGGCUGCAACAUCAUCGGAAUCAGCGAUGACUGUGUUAGAUCUCACAGGAAGUUUGCGUCAAAGAACAAACUGCGGUAUACAUUGGCGAGCGACCGAAGAGACAAAGUGAGGAAAAAGUGGGGAGUAAGAGGAAACAUCACAGGAGCAUUCUCAGGGAGAGUGACGUUCGUUCUUGACAAGAACGGGGUCGUGAAGAAGGUCUACAAGAGCCAGUUCCGUCCAAAGAAACAUGCCUCCGAAGCGUUGAAGUGUGUAAAGAAGGAAAACAAGAAGAACCCACCUCAGGUCGGUGGCCCGCUGCAGCCUCCCAAGAGAUCGUUGAACCCUUUGAAGCGCAAAGCUGGAAAGGGCCCAUCCCAGCUCGCUCCCCCACCAAAGCCCAAGUCUCCGAUCCAACGGUUGAACCCUUUGAAGUCCAAAGCUGGAAAGGGCUCAUCGCAGCCCGCUCCCCCACCAAUGCCCAAAUCUCCGAUCCAACGGUUGAACCCUUUGAAGUCCAAAGCUGGAAAAGGCCCAUCGCAGCCACCAAAGCCCAAGUCUCCGAUCCAACGGUUGAACCCUUUGAAGCGCAAGGCCGGAAAAAGUCCGUCGAAAUCUAAGAACCCGUUUAAGCCCAAGAGUUCUUCACCACCUGGCUCUGGUUCGCCUACCGAUGGAAAAAGCCCGUCGAAAUCUUUGAACCCGCUUAAGAAAAAGAAAGAUGGCGGGAAGAGUCCAUCGAAAUCUUUGAACCCGCUUAAGAAAAAGAAAGACGAUGGGAAGAGCCCGGCGAAAUCCUUGAACCCACUUAAGCCUAAGAAAAAGAAAGACGGUGGGAAGAGUCCUGCGGGAGCCUUGAACCCACUUAAGCCUAAGAAAGGUGAUGGGAAGGGUCCUGCGGGAGCCUUGAACCCGUUUAAGCCUAAGAAAGGUGAUGGGAAGGGUCCUGCGGAAGCCUUGAACCCGCUUAAGCCUAAGAAAGGUGGUGGAAAGGGUCCUGCUAAAGCCUUGAACCCGUUUAAGUCUAAGAAAGGUGAUGGAACUUUGAACCCACUUAAGCCUAAGAAAGGUGAUGGGAAGGGUCCUGCGAAAGCCUUGAACCCGUUUAAAUCUAAGAAAGGCGAUGGGAAGGGUCCUGCGAAAGCCUUGAACCCGUUUAAGCCUAAGAAAGGUGAUGGAAAAAGUCCUGCGAAAUCCUUGAACCCAUUUAAACCUAAGAAAGGUGAUGGAAAUGGUCCUGCUAAAGCCUUGAACCCGUUUAAGUCUAAGAAAGGUGAUGGAAAAAGUCCUGCGGAAGCCUUAAACCCGCUUAAGCCUAAAAAAGGUGAUGGAAAGGGUCCUGGGAAAGCCUUGAACCCACUUAAAGGUGAUGGGAAGAGUCUGUCGAAAUCUUUGAACCCAUUUAAACCUAAGAAAGGUGAUGGGCAGGGUCCUGCGGAAGCCUUGAACCCGCUUAAGCCUAAGAAAGGUGGUGGAAAGGGUCCUGCUAAAGCCUUGAACCCGUUUAAGUCUAAGAAAGGUGAUGGAAAAAGUCCUUCGAAAUCUUUGAAUCCAUUUAAACCAAAGAAAGGUGAUGGAAAGGGCCCAUCGAAAUCUAUGAACCCGUUUAAACCUAAAAAAGGUGAUGGUAAGGGAGCGUCGAAGAACCCAUCAAAACCGGGGGAAAGUCCACAGGAUGAUGGUACAGGCCCGAAGAGUCCAAUGAUAGGAAUGCCGUCGACAGUUGGUGAGGAAGGGAAAGAGAACCCAUCAAAGCCUACGGAUGGUGGUGCCAGUCCGAAGACGAUGAUAGGAAUGAUGAACCCGCCAUUCUCAUCAUCAUCCUCGUCCUCAAGCUCAGCCACAGCCGCAGCCGCAGCCGCAGCAUCAGCAUCAAGUUCAGCCUCAGGGUCAGCCUCGGGCUCAGGCUCGAACCAGGCAUCGGCCUCUGGCCCAAACCCGAACUGCGUGUGUGACGAAGAAGAAAAGGAGUGA